This is a messenger RNA of Aegilops tauschii subsp. strangulata, 1799 nucleotides long. RefSeq lists its product as uncharacterized. Lineage: Eukaryota; Viridiplantae; Streptophyta; Magnoliopsida; Poales; Poaceae. Gene Ontology annotation, biological process: regulation of DNA-templated transcription. Gene Ontology annotation, molecular function: DNA-binding transcription factor activity; protein dimerization activity. The record is from RefSeq and is a predicted model, not a curated record.
CUCUUUCUUCUCCCUCCUGCUAUCUAUCUAUAGCUACCUCAUCAUCAUUAUUCUAGUGCUCCCGUCGAUCACCAUUGCCAGAUUUAGUAACCCUUGUAUAUCCAUCAUGAGGUUGACCCCACCUCCCUAGUUACUCCUACAAGUUACUCCUUCACCUAGUACCAUGAUCCCAUCAGCCAUAAAUUCUUCUCCCCUUCCUUCGGACAAGCCGUACAGGGCAGAAUCAUCAUCUUUUUUUUACCUCGGCAGCCAGCUGCUUACCUCACACCACCAUCAUCUUCUUCUACCAGCCUCUAGCUACAUUUAAUCGGUCGAGGUAGGCUAGCCUUCUCCUCCAUUCUCCUAUAAAGCCAUCCCUUAUGUGACCACUCAUGGGCUCUCUCUCCCUCUCUCUCUCUCUCUCGUGUAGGUAGCUCAUAGGGACACACUUUGGAGAUUGGAGGCCGGAGGGGAGAGCUCAGCUCAGCUCGUCCCAUCGUCGAUCUCCGUCUAGCUACCUCUACUUACUCCAUCUAGCUCGCUUGCUUCUUGGUUGCUGGGCAUGGACAAUAUGACCCACAACUCGAGCAGCAGCAGCUCCUGGGACUUGGACAUGAGCCUCGGUAGCCAUCACCACCCUCUGCUCUUCGACCACCCGACCCCAACUCCGCCGGCGCCACCGCCACCGCCAUUAUCUUUCCACCUCCACCCUCCUCCUCCUCCACCCCCUCAUCAACACCACCAGCACCACCAGCAGCACCAGCUAGCCAUAGAUCCCUCCCCUUCUUCCUCCCUCUUCCCUCCACCUCACCACCACCCCCAUCAUCUCCACCACCUCGACUUGGCCGUCGACCCCCACCGACAUCACCAUGACUACCAACGUGAACAGCACCCGGACGAGAUGCAGCAGCGGCCGCCGCCCGCGAUGGAGGAGGGCUCGCAGCAGCUUCAUCACCAGGACGCGGUUGACGAGGCGGAGGAGGAGCUGGGUGCGAUGAAGGAGAUGAUGUACCGGAUCGCCGCCAUGCAGCCGGUGGACAUCGACCCGGCCACCAUCAAAAAGCCGCGCCGCCGCAACGUCCGCAUCAGCGAGGACCCGCAGAGCGUCGCUGCCCGUCACCGCCGCGAGCGGAUCAGCGAGCGCAUCCGCAUCCUCCAGCGCCUCGUGCCUGGGGGCACCAAGAUGGAUACGGCAUCGAUGCUCGACGAGGCCAUCAGAUACAUCAAGUUCCUCAAGCGCCAGGUCCAAGACCUCCAGCACCAGCCUGUGCCACCGCAACAGCAGCACUAUCCCGGCGGAGGCGGCAGCGGCGGCGCUGGUCCGAGCAGUACCGCCGCCGUGGCCGGGCGGCCGGCUUUCUUGCCGCUGGGCGCCGGAUCCCUGAUCGACUGGGCAGGGUUGACGAGGCAGGUGGAUAUCCACGCGCCAACGUCGUCGUCUUCCUCGUCGUCGAUGGGCGGCGCGCUAGGUUUCGGAUUCAGCACGGGCGGUCAAAGCAGCCACGGAAUGCACUGAGAAGCUAAAGAAGAGCGAGCGAGCUGUCCCCAUAUAGGCGAUGGAUGGAUUAACUAGGGAUGGAUGCAUCCAUAAGAUGACUAGAGAGAGGUAAUUUUGAUUUAAUUUCCUCCUAACGCUUCUUCUUCUUCCUCCUCUUCUUCUUCCUCUUCUUCUUCCUCCUCUCCUUGCGAGUUUGUGUACUGGAUGUUUUCUAUGAUGAAAUUAAGUACAAUUUAUCAAUAAGUUUAGCUAGGGUUUUCUCCAAUUAGCUGGUUUGCCAUGUGAUCUAUCUAGCUUCAUGGUUAAUUUUGUACUGCUUCAA